This is a messenger RNA of Onthophagus taurus, 327 nucleotides long. NCBI's taxonomy places the organism in Eukaryota, Metazoa, Arthropoda, Insecta, Coleoptera, Scarabaeidae. The record is from RefSeq and is a predicted model, not a curated record.
CGAAGAGAUCACGUCGAAAGUAUUUUCUAAUUGUGUUAUUUUACAUCAAAUAACUUCAUAAUGAAUUUUAUUUCCAAGUUGUUAUUUGUCUUGGUAUCGUUGUUUCUUAUCACAUCAAUCGAAUCAUUUCCUGGGCGAUUUGGUUAUGGAUAUGGAGGAUAUGGGGGGUAUGGGGGGUAUGGCGGAUAUGGAGGAGGAUUUGGCGUAAUAGCUCCUGUAAGACCAGUUGUAGUUGGUGUCGUUCCCGGAUUUGGAUACGGUGGUUAUGGAUAUGGCCAUCAUCAUCAUCAUCACCAUUUUUAAAAAAAAGUACCUCUUUUUAACUAC